UCCCAUACGGGUAUCUGCUUUGGAGAGACUGAGCAGAGGCGGGAAAUGGCGCCUGGUAACACAACGAUGUGUCGUUUCGGAGACGGCCCUUGAGUAGAUACACAGAAAAAGUCGGAUCAGAUCACGAAAACAACCGCUGCCUCUGUUGUGAUGGUUAAUCGGUCUUGAGUCCUCAUCGCCAGACACUGCGGAUCACCGUAAACCUUACAUGUGACUGCUAAAACAAUGAGGCUGAGAAUGCGUAAGGCGUCUCAGCAGCCGAACCCCAGUCUGGCAAGCCGCCCAUCUCGUACCAAGCGGAGGCAUUCAGAAGUAGAAGAGGAUACUCCUACUAGCGGAGGGAGGGGCUUGUUCUCGACCAUCAAGAAGUUCAUCAGAGGAAAUGCUGUUAAGGUGCAGCAGGAGAGCCCAGCCAAGAAGACACGCCUCCACUGUGAUGUGGACAACAACCUGAUCACCUCCACACCCCCGAACACCAACACCCCCCGCAGGACUAUCACCAGGGUUGGCAGGAGAGGUUCUGUCAAUGGACAGGCAACCAAUCAUGACAGGAGUAAGGAGAAGCCCAAUGGCAGUCUGGAGGAGACGACGGCCGUUGAGGUGCCCACCAGCCCUCCCAGGACCACCCUUCUUGGGACCAUCUUCUCCCCUGUUUUCAACUUCUUCUCACCAGCUAAAAAUGCCUCUUCUGGCUCAGACUCCCCAGACCAGGCAUUGGAGGCCGAGGAGAUAGUCAAACAGCUGGACAUAGAACAAGCUGUGGAGACGCCCACCAGCACAGCCACAUCCACACAGGAACUGUGUGCCACCACUAACUUCUACUCUAGUGUAUCACAGCUGCCACCUCUGCGGCCUCCCCACAUCCCUGAGGUGUCUCCUGCGGCAGGGGAGGGAGAGCUCUGUGCCGAUGCUGACCUUCCACCCCUCACAGCUCCAGGCUCCAGUCCAGAUAUGGCAUAUGUGGACUCUCCUCCCACUGCAGUACCACCAGAGGCAACCUAUGAGGAAGACUGGGAAGUCUUUGACCCGUAUUUCUUCAUCAAGCAUGUCCCCCCACUGACGGAAGAGCAGCUCACUCGUAAGCCGGCCUUGCCACUGAAGACACGCAGCACGCCUGAGUUCUCUCUGGUCCUAGACCUGGAUGAAACGUUGGUUCACUGCAGUUUAAAUGAGCUGGAGGACGCAGCACUUACCUUCCCUGUCCUCUUUCAAGAUGUCAUUUACCAGGUGUAUGUGCGCCUGAGGCCGUUUUUUAGAGAGUUUCUGGAACGCAUGUCUCAAAUCUAUGAGAUCAUCCUUUUCACAGCCUCUAAAAAGGUGUAUGCAGACAAACUGCUCAACAUCUUGGAUCCUAAAAAGCAGCUAGUUAGACACAGGUUGUUUCGAGAGCAUUGUGUUUGUGUCCAGGGAAACUACAUCAAGGACCUCAACAUCUUGGGCAGAGAUCUGUCAAAGACCAUCAUCAUCGACAAUUCACCGCAAGCCUUUGCAUAUCAGUUGUCCAAUGGGAUUCCCAUAGAGAGCUGGUUCAUGGACAAGAAUGACAAUGAGCUGCUGAAGCUGGUUCCCUUCCUGGAGAAGUUGGUCGAGAUGAAUGAGGAUGUGCGGCCGCACGUUCGGGAGAGGUUCCGGCUUCACGAUCUGUUGCCCCCUGAUUGAACUGGACCACAGUCUCAGAACGGGACAACAUGAAAAGACUGAAAACAACAUGCGUGUAAAAAGCCCCUCUUUGGAUUACAAACUACAACAUUGCCAUUACUGUUAAAAAUUUUAGCCUUUUUUUGUUUUUAAAUCCACCGUUGCUUUUUAAGAAACUUCAAAAUGAAAAAACAUUUUUAAAGAUCUGGGCGAAAUUUUCUAAAUAUCUAAAUGUAUAGAUGAAAUUACACGCUAUGAACAAGCCCAGGCGAACUCCUCUCUUUUUGACUGACUCUCCUGCUGUGGAGCCGGACAUCUCCUCCACACUAAAUUCUGAAGUCUUGGUGCUGGUUUGGUGGAUGUAAAAACGCCACCUGGUAAAGAGGAACUCCGCCCCAACCAACGAGUCCCUGAACCCGAACCGACCCCCUGGUGCUCACGCUGUUGACGCUGACGAAUAACCACACUCUGUGGCUACAGACCAUUUUCAACAGGAAUGACUGGCCUGUAAAUCAAUCUGUGCAUGUGUGUAUGUUUACUCCAAGCCACACACACACACACUCACUGAUUUGGUGUUUGGCAAACCUACAAUCUGUAGCCUUUAAAAUCAUAUGCAUUCCUCCGUAGCUGAGUCAAGUUUCUAUUGUUGGUUGCAGUUUUUUUUUUCUGGUAAAACUGGUGUUUCAUUGUUUAAAAAAAAAAAAAAAAAGAUAGCGUUUCAAAAUGUUUUACUUCUGUUUGUAAGAUAUGAUGUUUUAAAAGGGGUCGUGUAAGUUUUUAUUGUAAGCCUUUUUUUUUUCUAUUAGGAGAACAUGGGUGCGUAUUAAUGAUGACAGUCCACUGCAUAGUCAAAUGAAAUGGGAUUAAUCCAGGACUUUAAGUAUAGUUUGUUCUCAUUCUAACAAAUAGAGGUUUAAAUCAAUGUGUUGGCUUCACUGUGGACACAACAUGGCUCCUUUAAUUAAAUGUUAGGAUUAAGAAUCUCCUUACCUGUAAAUCUGACAUAUUGUAAAGGUUUGAGGGCAUUCAUUUUCAAAGUGAUAUGUGUUAACCUUUCGUUGAUAAUAGUAUUUGAUUUGUCAUUCGUCUAUAAUCAGUAUUGUCUUUUACUCCUAAUCAAGUAUUCUGGCUAAAUCGGAGCUCUGUUUCUUUCGGUUGUCAUGUGUGAUUCGAUGGCUAUAUCAGUAGCAUUAUGACUAAUGUAGCACAUCUCUGCCAGUGUGUCAUGACGUCUACCCAUGGUAGAAACCCAUGGCCAGACUGUGUACCAGCCAUACCUGGCACCAGCAACAUACUGUUUUAACACGUCACUGCUCCUCGACCUGUUUCAUACUUUUAAGCUUUUUUCUGUUUAUGUUUUAUUGCAGUUUUUAAAGCGUUGUGUUUCAGAAUGGUAACUUUAUGAAUGUGUUUCUGCCCGACAUCAGCCUGGACACUCAAGCCAAACUGACAUUUUACUCCUCUGUGGUUCCAACUUAAUUUAUUUAAUAGUGAGACAGACAGUAGGUAGAAAUGUAGAUGUUUCGUUGGCAUCUUCACAAGCCGAACUAAACGUGGGAGGUAAAGACGACUUCUGUCAUCGCCCCCAAAACCCUCGAGCUGACUUGAAUCUCCGUGACAAUUUGGCAUGCGUUGAACCUUUUUCAGUUCUUGUUUAGUUUCAAUCAAAGUGCUUUUUUUUGUUAUGUUAAAGCAAAUGUGAGUGUUUGGAUUUGUCUAGGUUGCCUGUACAGUGCCAUACAGUUCCUCUCCUAACUAAUCCCCUCCUAUGGCAUUUCCUGCGCUCUCGCCCCCAAAAAAACGCUUAGAUGGAAAGAGACAAUCAGACCUCAAAGCUCUGCAGAUACUGAACCAUGGAGACACCCAGCCUUCCCCUAAUUUUUUAUUUUCGGUGUGCUGUAUGUGUUGUGUACUGUGAUUCCAUUGAGUUGUACCCCCCGCCCCCUCCUCCGCUCUCUCAUGAGUAAAUUUGCCAGGUGAAUCCUGCUGUGCCCUGCCCAAACAAUCCCUGCUGCUCACUUAACACAGGCUCUGCUCAGAGAUGGUUUCCAUCCCGUUAGCGCCUGCCUGUCUUUGCCUUUUUUUUAUUUUCACCAGAAGUUAGUAGCUCUCCGGAAAUUAGAAUUAGUUUGUAUCAAAGUAAAAUUGUUACAGGGCACAAUGGUGUUUACUCAGACGUGAUGUCAUGAGUACACAUGUCCAGACUAUGAAUGUAAAUUGUACAUGGGGUGAAGUCUUAAGUGUCUUUCCGAAUUCCUCGUGUUGUUUUCUCCUCGUCCGCUACAACAGAUAGAUGAGGAGGGAUGGCAGCUUGUGUCUGCCGCUCACAGGCGAGAACAAUGUGCGUGGAAGAGGAAACAUGUCUUGAGGUCCCGCCAUGGUAGCCCCCUCCCUGACCCCCCCUCAUGACCUCUCACUAUCCUGACUGCCAUCUUUCGGUAUGCAAGCCUCACUGCGAGUGUGCGAUGUAGCCCGGGUGUGCUCGUCCCCUCAGUAUGAUCAUGUGUAACUAGUCGCGGCUUGUUCCUGAAGGAUGGGUGGGAGGCAUUUGAUACUUUUCAUCCCGCUCAUUUUUAUGUGCAUUACCAGUUUAUUGUACACUGAGUGUUGUACAAUACAUGCAGCUUCAUGUUUAAAAAAUCCUUAAAGUAAGGAAAAAUCUUUUGUAUUUUUGAUUUCAAAAGGCAUGUCAUAUCUACUUUUUAAAUGUAUUAAUGAAGAUUUAACUUUACAUCAGAUGGAGUGUUUUUUUUUUUUUCUUACAAAUAUCUGUAUGUUUAGUUUAGCGCAAUGUCACUGAACUGUUAAACUUAGCAUGUAGAGAAUACCGCUUGCUUUGUGGGAAAGUCCUGAAUUAAAUUUUAAUCAUGGC
Epinephelus moara (kelp grouper) is the source of this 4510-nucleotide messenger RNA. It is a transcript of the gene ctdspl2b, whose product is annotated as CTD (carboxy-terminal domain, RNA polymerase II, polypeptide A) small phosphatase like 2b. The record is from RefSeq and is a predicted model, not a curated record. Gene Ontology annotation, molecular function: phosphoprotein phosphatase activity. The transcript is spliced from 13 exons. The coding region runs from base 226 to 1659 and encodes 477 amino acids. Lineage: Eukaryota; Metazoa; Chordata; Actinopteri; Perciformes; Serranidae.